Aspergillus caelatus is the source of this 1348-nucleotide messenger RNA. Its product is annotated as TauD/TfdA dioxygenase family protein. Gene Ontology annotation, cellular component: cytoplasm. Lineage: Eukaryota; Fungi; Ascomycota; Eurotiomycetes; Eurotiales; Aspergillaceae. The record is from RefSeq and is a predicted model, not a curated record. The transcript has 3 exons. Bases 74 to 1264 code for a protein of 396 amino acids. Gene Ontology annotation, molecular function: 2-oxoglutarate-dependent dioxygenase activity.
CUUCCAAGGAACUGCUCAUGCAAACACAUUUCUUCUAUACUUGGUUCUCUAUACAGUUCCUCCAGCUCACAACAUGGCGCCUUCACUUGAGGAACCCACCUUGGCUCCAGCCUUGGGCCAUGUUAUCCUUCCAAAGAAAGACAUCAUCGGCGACAACAAGUUUCAGUACACACCGGGACGCACAGUCGUCGAGCGUCACGACAACUACGCUUAUGAAGACCUUCUGCCUUCAUUCCCUGAUAUUCAUUGGGAUCCGCUAGAAGAGAUUCCACAUGAAGACAGAGGACUUCGCGGGGAUCCUAAAUUCCGUAACCUACUGCGCGAUGCAACCGAUGUUUUUGACUAUACACCCAAGAUCGGAACUGAGAUUCACGGUGUGAACUUGGCCAAGUUAGAUGAAGCGCAGAAGGACGACUUGGCUCGCUUAGUCGCUGUCCGUGGGGUGGUGUUCUUCCGUGACCAAAAGGACUUAGACAUUGAUGCCCAAAGAGAACUAGGUAGACAUUUCGGGAGACUACAUAAGCACGCAACUACGUCCGUUCCGAGGAAGCAAGGCUUGGACGAUGUUCACGUAGUUUACAGUGGAGAUAAUUCUGGCGACCAGCGGGCAUUGUUCACGCCCAGCUUUUUGUGGCACUCGGAUGUGACGUACGAGGUACAGCCACCAUCAUACACAAUGUUGAAGGUUCUCACAGGGCCUCCCCGUGGAGGGGGUGGCGAUACUCUUUGGACUUCUCAGUAUGCAGCAUACGAUGCUCUUUCCUCUCAUAUGCAGACAUAUCUGAAGGGCUUGACUGCGCUUCACUCAGCGGACAUGCAAGCUUCUGAUUCACGAGCCCUCGGUCGACCAGUCCGUCGUGAGCCUGUCACUACAGAGCACCCUCUGAUCCGCACCAACCCGGUGACUGGCUGGAAUAGUCUUUUCUUCAACCCUGGGUUCGUCACAAAGAUCGUUGGGAUCCCUAAGACAGAGAGUGACGCUAUUAUCAAAUAUCUCACCGAUGUGAUUGCAACCACACAAGAGAUGCACGCACGGUUUCAGUGGAAUAAGGAUGACCUAGCUAUCUGGGACAAUCGGACUACGAACCACACGGCGUCUUAUGGGUUUGCACCCCAUCGUCGUCAUGCAGUUCGAGUCGCUGCUCAGGCCGAACGACCCUACCUGGACCCGGCCGGCAAAUCACAAGAAGAGGAGCACAUUGCGCUUUACAACCUGCCACCGGUAGACAAGAAUGGUGCUCGUCAGUCAAACUACAAUGACUAAGCCUUUGUUUCUAUUUCUUUUUGUUUUUCACUGCUGAGCGAAACACUUGCGAACAUUCUGAGGAAAUGGCGUUACACAUACCCG